AUGAUGGGACUUCAGCUGGACUUUGUCAACUUCUUGUCACCUUUGGCGGCCAAAGACUACAUGAAGAGUGCAGAGGCUCUCCAACAAGACUGUGACGUGACGGAGUGGCGGCUUGGUCACCGCAACACUUGUCGCGCCACCAGAUGGAGUUUAUUUGCUCCAGCCAGUGGAGCCCAGUCCAUGUUGAACGCCAUGAUGGAGGCAGUGGAGACGCCUUUCAGCCUGGUAAUCCUCAGUUCGGCUGUGCCCUCCUUGAAGGAACUGCAGAGCCUACGUCGGGUGGUGCAAAGUCGACAGAUCCUGGGUGCCUUUGGACCCAGCAUCGGCCACAGCCUCUGCCUUCAACAGUCCUGCUGGUUGACGCACUACCACUUGGACUUUGCCUCGGACUACGAAUACAGUGUGAUCUUCGAUGAAGCCUCUGCUUCUUCGAUCAGGGGAAGCUGGUUUCAUGAGGAAAAGGUGGAAGACAAAGAAGGUCCCUGCAAACUUUGCGAGACCUUGGGGCCGACGUUCCUGGCUCAUAGUGAUGCUCUGCGUACUGUAGCAUUUCACCCAGAGCUGGAUGGAGAGUGGGCCCUCUUAGACUUCUCCAUCCGCGCCACACGGACGCCUUUGCUGCAGGUGGAGUCUGUGAGCUCAUCGUCUCGGCCCGGUUGGCGCCAUCAGGGCGGUCACUUCGCAGCGUGUCCCCAUGCGGUUCUGGAGGAGGAGAUGUCUCUCACAGGGCCACACCUUUAUGGGCGAAAUGAUGUGCCGAAGGGGGUGGCCCCCAACUUCCAGUGGUUCGGUGAUGAGGCAUCGGCGCUGGGAGACGUCGCCAAGGCCACGGCCAGCAGGUUGAAACCCGAGAAAGUGGCCCGUGUCUUCAUGGAGAGCAACCACUUAAAGGACUUCACAGGUCCGGAGGGACAGAAGCGACACUUCGGCUGUAGCCUCUCAAAGGUGAACUGCCCCGUGCCCGAUUGGGUGUACCGCGGAUGGGCUGUGCCUCCUUGUUGCAAGGAGACCAUGCGGCACCUGCUGUUCUACAUCGAUGCUGUUUUCAAGGAGCUGGGAGUACGUUACAUUGUGACUGAUGGAGUGCUUCUGGGUUCCUACAAGUUCGGCGGCAUGUUGGACUGGGAUGCAGAUGUGGACCUGCACAUUCACAACGAUGACUUCCACUUGUUGGAGGAUGUGGUGCAGCAUCGGGUGAAGCAGGAUGGUCACUUCUUGAGAAAACAUGCCAAUAAUCGGUCUUGGCUGCUGCAGGCGAAUGAGCAGAACUAUCUCCUCAUUGAGUUGAACCUCCGUGAGGAGCACUGGGAUCCUGAACGUGUUUGGCAAGUGCCAGUUCAAGGUCAUCUCUUCCCUGCAAUGGAAGAUGCACAUAUGAACCUCUCAGCAUGGUAUGGUAUGUCAUUCUUCAAGCAUCGCUUGCGCCACGUGCCCGAAUGGGAGGAGGCCAUUUGCAAAAUGUCAAUGCUUGCGACGGAAGACUGCGCAUGGAAACGGCAUAUCAACCGCAGGUGGACCAUGGUGGACCCAGAAGCCGGUCGGAUUGAACCCACCAAAAGCCCACUGAGGCCGUACCACUACAACUGCGUGGAUGAGCCCAAUGUGGCCAGCGGCAAAGACUGUCGGGUCUCCCUUUUGGUGCCAACGCGACCUGAGAAGGAUCCCAUCGCACGUGUGCAGGACGCAGUGGAGCAAUGGUGUUUGGACGAAGGCCUUGACGGAUUAAGAGGCGGCCACUUGAGGACCGCCUUCCCUCCGCGAAGCUACACCGAUCGCGAGCAGAGCAUGUCUGUGGCUUGGCUGGUGACAGGGACUCACUUCCCAGAUGGGGGACGCUCAGCUUGUUCCCAGCGCAACCCUUUUCGUGGCAAUCUCCGAGAAGAGCUAGGAUGCUCUUGCACCUACCCGCCCAUGAGCAAAGAGAAGUUGCACAAAGGGGAUGAGGAGUUCUGGUUGAAUCUGGACCCGUACACUGCAAACAAGCUGCUGGCGAAGAAACCUGAUGGUGAGCGAGAGUUUGGCGACGCCUUUCACCGGUUUGAGGUGGCUAAGGGACAUUUCUCGGACUCUCUCGAGAAGAUGCGAGAGAAGUACACGGAUUUGGCCAUCGCACGUCGUGAUUUGGAAUCAAGCCAGUUGGGUGCUGCCUGGGAACAUUUCAGCAAAUGUCGACCACUCAGCAAGAAGUAUGGUUUGUACCUCCCAUGUCACGAGAAUUUCAAAGCUGCCAUGAGACUUUACCGUGGACUGCUGCAGAAGCCCAGCUGCCCCGUGGGUGCUUCGCUACCCUUGCGUCCUGCGGCUAGCCCACUGCUGGCCCUUGCACCCGGUGUCGCCGAGGAGUCCGUGGGGAAGCAGCGCGGCGCAGCGUUUCUCUGA
Messenger RNA from Cladocopium goreaui, 2379 nucleotides. Lineage: Eukaryota; Dinophyceae; Suessiales; Symbiodiniaceae. The record is from the annotation of a GenBank genome assembly.